Molecule: messenger RNA, 1041 nt
Organism: Suillus paluster
Lineage: Eukaryota; Fungi; Basidiomycota; Agaricomycetes; Boletales; Suillaceae
Exons: 6
Coding region: 1-1041 (346 amino acids)
Source: RefSeq, a predicted model, not a curated record
AUGCCUUUGCAUGCCCAGCCCAGUAUGUGUUCUCUCAAUCUCUAUGCUACCUUGUGUCAUUCAUUUCUCAAUGUUUAUGUGGUUCUCAAGCUACUUGAUAACGUCGGUUUCUUGACAACCAUGAAUGCCCCAUCCACCUCGCAGGGUGCACCAUCAUGGGAAGCUCCUGAUUUUAUACACUCGUGCAAUAACUGCAAAGAGGAGGCUCCUUGGCGAUGGUGCGAAACAAAUGAGAAUGGAAACGAGGGUCGUUGGAUGGCAGUGUGCAAGAAAUUUGCUGGCAAGCAGCAAGUGCCAUGUAAUUUCUUUUGCUGGGCAUGGGGUUCAACCAGUCCCUCUAGCUCCCCCACCCUGGGCUCAGCUCAGUUAGCCCCAACUGCUGUCGUCCAGCCUGCUGCCUUGAGUAACACCACAUUACUCCUUAUGUGCGCUGCCCUGCCUCAAACAUGUCUGCCUGUGCCCCCACCCCCACCUUCCCAGCCGGCAUUGAUUCUUGAUGCUGCACCUUCUGACUUGGACGUCUGUCUGUCCCCACCCUUGGACAUCUGUCUGUCCCCACCCUUGGCCUCUUUAUUGGAAGUUCCUGAGCCUCCUGCACGAGUCCAGAAGGGCAAGGGUUGGGCUAUUGAGCUGCCAGAUGCUAGUGAACCUGUGCAGCUUCCUUCACACAUGGUCGCUGGCCUGUCGCAACCAAAAGCCCGAGCAGCACCAUGCUAUGCAAUGCAGAUGCCUGCCAUCUUUAUGCAGCAAAAUGCUUGUGAAGAGGAAAUGAAUGAAGAAAGGCACCAAUGUGAACUUGAACGUCUACAGGCUGCCGCUCAGGAGAAGAACACUGUUGUUGUGUACGCAUGGAUUCAGAAUGGUGUUGAGCCCAUAAUUUAUGAAUUUCAAGAUGGCUUCAAACUACCCAACUUCUACUUCUCACUCUCAGUCCUCCAUAAAUUGUGCAUGACAUCCGAGGACCCUGAUGUUCCCGCUCCUGCAAGGAUUGCUCCUAUCCAGCGGUACAACCAGCACCCUCAACACAUGGACCCGGUUUGA